AUGGACCAGGACAAGAGAAAAACAAAAGAUGAAGUGAAGCAGGCUAAGGAGGUAGAGAGGGAUGAACCCCAGAACACUGUGGAAUCCAGGAAAAUACAGACAUACCUGGUAACACUUCCAACUGCCGUGAAGAAGUUUGCAACCAUCUCAGAUAAAAAAAACUCAGAUCCAAAAUACAGUGAUCACUCGGAGGGGCCAUUUGGUUUGGGCCCUCUCGUUUUCCCUUGUUUACAGCGUUUCAACAACAUUAAGUUCUUCAUGACUUUGUGCUUUUUAGCAACCUUGUCUCAUGGUAUGAUCAUUGCUCUUGUUGACCUGAGUAUAAAAAUAUUUGCAUCUCAAUUUGUUCCUUCAAACACAGAGAUACACCUAAUGGAUUCUAGUGAUUUUUUUGCUGCUUUCCUGGUAUCAAUAUUUGUAGCAUAUUUUGGAGGAAGAGGGAACAGGCCAAAGUGGGUGGCAGCUGCCACUAUCAUAACAUGGCUUGCUGCAAUUGUUUUUGCUCUGCCUUUCUUUAAUUAUGAAAUUAUAAAAAUGGGUGCAGUAAAACAAGAGGAUUUGUGUGAGGAAGGAAAAAAACCUAACGUUUGUGGGGCAACCGUAGUACCACAAAAAUCAACAUGCAUCUAUCUCCUCAUCUUCGGGCAGUUGCUCCAUGGAAUAGCAGGGGUUCCACUUUAUCUGCUUGCCAUAACCUUCAUUUUUGACCAUGUUCCAACACUUUCAUCUGGAUUACAUGUAGCUACUGCAGAUGCUGCACAAACAUUAGGAUACAUUCUGGGUUUUCUAAUAGGAGUAAAAAAUUUUCAGUUGCCUGUGAAAAAAGCUAUGAAAGCAGUUGGACAUGUUCAGAGGUUUCGAAUAUUACAGAGUGGUUGGUGGAAAUCUUUCAUUUUUGUUGGUUCAAUCUCACUUUUUACAACUUUACCGCUGCUCUGUUUUCCAUCUAAUUUACCCGGGGCACACAAGAUAAGGCUUGCAAAAAGUCAAGAACCUCCUAGAAUUGACAGGAGACUUGAAAAUAUGAAAAUUAUACCUAAUUUGAAAAGUGUUCUUCAUGCUAUUUGGUGUCUGCUGAGGAACCCACUGGUGCUGACCCAGACAUUCUGCAAAGUCACAGAGUAUAUGACUUUUAUGGCAUCUUCACAAUUUUUGCCCAUAUAUCUACAAACUCAGUUUUUAAUAACACCAGUUCAUUCUGUUAUUUUCACAGGAGUGCUUAUAUUUCCAGGAUGUAUGGUUGGCCGUUUUGUUGGAGGUUAUGUUGUUUACAAAUUGAAAAUGAAUAUUAAGAACAAAUUGAAAUUUAUAUCAGCAGCAUCUAUUUUAUCCGUUUUACUUUUCCUAUUUCUGAUUUCUGUGAAUUGUGAAACAGCAAAGUUUCCUGGAAUCAAUGAUGAUUAUGAUGGCCUUGGUAGCAUUGGAAAUCUCAAAGCUCCGUGCAAUGAGUACUGUGGCUGCACAACUACUGUCUAUAAUUCCAUAUGUGGACGAGAUGAGAAACAAUAUUUCUCCCCCUGCUUUGCAGGGUGCAGUGCUUCUAAACAGAUAAGGAGAGAAAAGGUGUACUACAAUUGUUCUUGCAUUAAAGAAGGAUUGACAACUGUGGAUACUGAAGGUCAAUAUAUUGAUGCACUUUCUGGAACAUGUAAUACCAAAUGUCUUACUUUACCUUUGUUUUUUGCUUUUUACUUUUCUGCAACCAUUUUUUCUAAUCUCUGUAGUAUACCUGCCCUCCUGAUUAUCAUGGAAAGUGUACCUGCCAGUUGGAAUUCAAUGAGCCUUGGUGUGACAUUUACAAUUUGGAGAUUCAUUGGAUCAGUCCCUGCACCAAUAUUUUUUACAAGACACGCAGCUUUAUGUUGUAGUUUCUGGGAUAUUAAUGAAUGUGGAAGAAAAGUGCGUUGUUGGAUCUAUCAUAAGGAAAAAUUGAUCUUCAUAUUUGUGGGAAUGUGGAUUAGCUUGCAAGUAGCCACAAGCUUGCUUUGUCUUUAUGCGACCUACAGACAUGAUUAUGUGGUAAAAGGGAAGACUCAGAGGCUGGCUACACCUAAGAAGGAAAAGGAGAAGAAGAAGAAAAAAAGAUUAAUUUCUAACUGA
Messenger RNA from Apodemus sylvaticus (European woodmouse), 2100 nucleotides. RefSeq names its product solute carrier organic anion transporter family member 6C1-like. NCBI's taxonomy places the organism in Eukaryota, Metazoa, Chordata, Mammalia, Rodentia, Muridae. Gene Ontology annotation, molecular function: protein binding. Gene Ontology annotation, cellular component: membrane. The record is from RefSeq and is a predicted model, not a curated record. Gene Ontology annotation, biological process: sodium-independent organic anion transport; transmembrane transport.